This is a messenger RNA of Cylicocyclus nassatus, 1371 nucleotides long. Lineage: Eukaryota; Metazoa; Nematoda; Chromadorea; Rhabditida; Strongylidae. The record is from the annotation of a GenBank genome assembly.
AUGAUACUUGUUCUAUAUCUUUUCUUCGCUGCAUACGCCAACGCUAGAAUGAUCAUCAAUCCAAGCAAAACAGUUAGAAAUGAACACAGCAGCGCUGAAAUGUACUCGGCGCUCACAGAAGAAGCUAAUUUCAAAGAGGAUGGUGAGACAAUAGACGAAAUCAACCAAAAACGAGGAGUAGGAGAAGUUUUAUAUCAGGGUGACAUAGUUCUUAACGAUGAACAGUUAAAUGAGAUUAUGAAGUCAAGGGAAGGAGCCACCCGGAAAGAACGACAAGCAUUCAAGGAUCGGAACUAUCCUGGAACAAUUUGGCCUAACGGCGCUGUUUAUUAUUCGUUUCAUCACAGCACGAAUCGCAAGUUACAACAGCUGUUCAGAAAGGGGGCAAUGGAAUGGCAAAAGCAGACUUGCCUCACUUUUUUUGAGAAGCGCGAUGCAAACGAACGUAUUGAACUGAUGGCAAACGAUGGCUGUUGGUCAUAUGUCGGCAAUAUGCAUAAGGUACAAUCACUUUCGUUGGGCAGAGGAUGCGAAACGAUAGGUACAGCUGCACACGAAAUUGGUCAUGCGCUAGGCAUGUUCCACACUCAGUCAAGACACGAUCGUGAUCGGUACAUCCGGAUUGAUAUGCAAAACAUCAGGCCGUCCUUUCUCGGCCAGUUUCAAAAAGAAACUGAAAGUACCAAUGACAAUUACGGUUUGCCAUACGACUACGGGAGCUUGAUGCAUUAUGGCGCAAGAAGCUUUUCUUCGAAUGGUGGUAUCACUAUGAUGCCAUACAAUGAGAAUUAUAUCUACACGAUGGGUUCACCAUUUCUAUCUUUUUACGACCUUCUCAUGAUGAACAAGCAUUACAACUGUUUCGGUAAGUGCCAAGGUAAGUCUUUUGCGGCUAGGUGCGCAAUGGGAGGAUUUCCAAAUCCUCGAGAUUGCUCGAAGUGUGUUUGCCCAGGAGGAUAUGGGGGCAAACUGUGCAUAGAGAGGCCAGCAGGAUGCGGCAGAAUCCUAAAAGCCACCACUUCAUUUCGACCAUUUGCUGAUAUCGUGGGAGAUCGCAGCGUAACGUAUACGAAUCAAAGGGAUGACUUCCUAAUAUGUAAUUACUGGAUAAAAGUUCCAGCAGGAAAAAGGAUUGAAAUUCGUUUUGUCAACAUUACGAAUGGCGUUGCUAAGAAUGGAUGCUACUGGGCUGGAGUUGAGCUGAAAGUUCAGAAAGACCAACGUCUGACCGGAUAUAGGUUCUGCUCGUCCGCAUCCACCAAGAAGAUCUUCAGGUCGGAAAGAAAUAUUGUCCCCAUCGUUACAUACAGCAGAAUAUGGCCAGUGAAAACUACGUUGCAAUAUCGGAUGAGUUCGUUGAAUAUAAUCUAA